Molecule: messenger RNA, 3321 nt
Organism: Contarinia nasturtii (swede midge)
Lineage: Eukaryota; Metazoa; Arthropoda; Insecta; Diptera; Cecidomyiidae
Product: lutropin-choriogonadotropic hormone receptor-like
Exons: 18
Coding region: 590-3253 (887 amino acids)
Biological process (GO): G protein-coupled receptor signaling pathway
Cellular component (GO): membrane
Molecular function (GO): G protein-coupled receptor activity; protein-hormone receptor activity
Source: RefSeq, a predicted model, not a curated record
UGAACAUUCAAAAAUUUGAAAAGAAAAAAUAGGCGACCGAUUUUGUUUUGCCAAUAACCUUUUUUGCUGUGAAUCUUUAAGAAAGAAGAAAAAUCCUAGAUGAUAUUUAAUAUCAUGUGUCAAAUUGAAUAGUGACCUAAGUGAAAAUGCAAUUUGAAACGAAGGCGAAUAUAAGUGCACUCCACUUUUAGUGAAAUGUGAAAAAUAACGAAUUAAAGUGAUUUUGAGUGAACGAUUUUUAAUUAAUGAAUGAACUUUUAAGUGAUGUAGACCAGAGUAAAAUGCACACAAAAAUACUAUCGAAAAAUAUGGAUGCUAUGCACCGAAUGUCUCGAAAUGAGAUAAACACUUCAAAUGGCACGAUUGAUCCAAACGAAACUAGAGUAAAUUGAAAUCUCUGUCAACGAAUAAAACAAAACGAAAGAACGCUCUGAUAAAAACCAAUUUGUUUGGAAGAUAAAAGAGCAAAAGGGAUAUCAUUGUGCAUAACGUUCAUAUAAAAAUUAAACAAGUGAGAAAGAAGACAGUGAAUUUGGUAUAAAAAUCACCGCUAAGACAACGCAUCAUUUUUCAUGUGAAUGCAUUCAAAAUGGCAAAAUUCAGUCGAAAACGUUAUUUACACAUAAAACGUAUUAUCACUUACAUGUGUUACACAAGUUUAAUAAUUGGAUGGCAGCAAUUUAAUUAUAUUAGUUCAGCUGGUGUGAUGUCAAUGGAAUUCUUAAAUGAAAAUAACGUGUUGACAACGGUGCCAGAAGAGGCGGUAAAUUUGUCAUUGACACCGAUGAAAUUGAGCGAAAAACUUGCCGAGAGCUCCUCAAGCACUUCACCAUUAACAAUAAAGUCGUCUGAUUUGAAAACGGGCACAUCAAAUGCUGUCGACAAUUCACCGAUUACCGGUUGGCAAUGUUUCUGUUGGAAUACGACAACGGGAUACGAGGAUGAAUUGGAAUGUCGAUGUAAGGGGUUGGCUUUGGUACGAGUUCCACAACGUUUGCCUGAAAAUAUGCAACGUUUAACCAUUUCAGCGGCCGGUAUUCCAAUGCUGCGAACAACCGGUCUCAAAAGACAUGCAUCAUCCCUGCAAGAUGUAAUGUUUACCGAUUUGAUGGAGUUUGAAUCCAUUCAGCCGGGCUCAUUUUCGGAAUUAGUUUGUUUGAGAACAAUCUACAUAUCAAAUGCGCCAAAACUUAUGUAUUUAUCAGCCAAUGUUUUCGAAGGUAUUGCAUCGACUUUAAAAUCACUGAGAAUUAUAAAUUGCUCGCUCAAACGGAUUCCGGACUUAAGCUAUCUCAAAUCAAUACGAACAAUUUUAAAUAUGGUCGAUUUCGAGGGAAAUCAAAUUGAAGAAAUUUAUCCCAAAUCCGUAAACAUUCGAACAGAACAAUUCAUUCUCGAUAACAAUGAUCUCACUUAUAUUCCUGACUCAGCGUUCUAUGGGUCUGAAAUUGCAAAAUUAUCAUUUAAAGCGAAUAAAAAGCUCCGAAAAAUUCACGCAAAUGGAUUUGCAGGAAUUCAAAAUAUCAUGCAAUUAGAUUUAUCGGAUACAUCAAUCGAAGCGAUGCCACAUUAUGGUUUGGAAAAGCUUGAAGUAUUGCGAAUUCAAAAUACACACACAUUAAAAACUAUUCCAUCCGUGUAUGCGUUUCAAAACUUGCGAUAUGCUUGGCUUACGCAUCCGUUCCACUGUUGUGCAUUCAAAUUUCCCCAGAGACACGAUCCAUACCGGCAUGCUCAGCGAGAGAAAUAUUUGGCCGAAUUGCAGAAAAAAUGCUUGAACAACGAACUUAUGGUGGAUACGAAAGUCAAACACGCUGAAAACUUUGCACUUGAAAGUUCAAGACAAUUCAAUGAAUCAUUCGAAGUCAUUGACGCAAACAAUAAAACCCACAACAAUAAAAUUCUGAAUAAAAGAUCUACAAAUGAUGAGGACAGAAACUUCUACAACAGUCAUUUUGAAGAUGGUGCUGUUGGCUCAUUCUCCGAAAACUCAUCAUUAGAAUAUAGCAUAUCAUCAUCAUCAGAUAGUAGUAAUCCAAUUAGCGACACAUCGACCAAUUUUCUAAAUAAUUUCGACCAUUUUGGUGAGGUGUGGAUGGAUGAAACGGCCGACAUUCUUCCAAACAACGUGAAACACGCAGUUUGCGGAAAGCUAACGGUUAAAAAAAUCGAUGUACAAUGUUUUCCUCUGCCGGAUGCAUUAAAUCCGUGUGAAGAUGUCAUGGGAUCACAAUGGUUACGUACAUCUGUAUGGAUUGUUGUGUUGUUAGCUGUAUUUGGUAAUAUGGCUGUACUUCUAGUGCUAUUCUCAAAUUGGAAUGAAGUGACGGUGCCAAAAUUUCUGAUAAGUCAUCUCGCCUUUGCCGAUUUAUGUCUGGGUCUUUAUCUGCUACUUAUCGCAUCAAUUGACAUCCAUUCCAUGGGAGAAUAUUUCAACUUUGCGUACACUUGGCAAUACGGCAUCGGGUGUAAGGUGGCGGGAUUUCUUACAGUCUUUGCAACGCAUUUAUCCGUUUUCACAUUGACCUUAAUAACAAUCGAACGUUGGUAUGCAAUAACGCAUGCCAUUUAUCUAGAUAAAAGAAUUAAAAUAAAAGCUGCCUCAUGCAUUAUGGUUUGCGGUUGGGUAUAUUCAAUGGUGAUGUCAUCGCUUCCACUGUUUGGCUUCAGCAACUAUUCAUCAACCAGUAUUUGUAUGCCAAUGGAGGCCCGAGACUCGCUUGACAUCGCUUAUUUGGUUGCAAUAAUGGCAGUAAAUGGAUUGGCAUUUUGUAUAAUAGCCAUUUGUUAUGCUCGCAUGUAUUUUUCGUUGGACAAAGAGACAAGGCAUGCGGUUUCCCAUGUGUCCAGAGGUGAAAUGACGGUGGCAAAGAAAAUGGCAUUGCUUGUGUUUACAAAUUUCGCAUGUUGGGCACCAAUCGCCUUUUUCGGAUUAACAGCGUUAGCCGGUUUACCACUUAUCGAUGUAGCCAAAUCAAAAAUACUGCUUGUCUUCUUUUAUCCACUAAAUUCGUGUGCCGAUCCAUAUUUGUAUGCGAUUUUAACAUCACAAUAUCGACGUGAUUUAUUUGUGCUUCUGUCCAAAUACGGUUUAUUUAAGAAAACUGCUGCGCAGUAUAAAAUGAACUAUUCGAUACCAACAUCGCAUUUAACAUGUCCGAUUCCGUUGCUCGACCAAAGGCGAUCGUCACAGCCCGAUAGUGGCACCAAAAUUACAAAGGACGAAACAAACCGAAAUGAAGAGUAUGUAUGAUAUACGGCUCCGACGGUGGAGCCUUCAAAUCAACCAAUGCAUCUACAAAUGAACGUAUGAUAAUUAAU